This is a messenger RNA of Suncus etruscus (white-toothed pygmy shrew), 550 nucleotides long. It is a transcript of the gene CRCP, whose product is annotated as CGRP receptor component. Gene Ontology annotation, biological process: transcription initiation at RNA polymerase III promoter. Gene Ontology annotation, cellular component: RNA polymerase III complex. Gene Ontology annotation, molecular function: nucleotide binding. The record is from RefSeq and is a predicted model, not a curated record. The coding region runs from base 60 to 488 and encodes 142 amino acids. The transcript is spliced from 6 exons. Lineage: Eukaryota; Metazoa; Chordata; Mammalia; Eulipotyphla; Soricidae.
AGCACCACUGCGGCGACGCGGAGAUUCAGGCCUGCGUGACAGUCAGUGGCGUGGCCGGCAUGGAAGUGAAGGAUGCCAAUUCUGCGCUGCUCAGUAACUAUGAGGUAUUCCAGUUACUCACUGAUCUGAAAGAGCAACGUAAAGAAAGUGGGAAGAACAAACACAGUGCUGGGCAACAGAACCUGAAUACUAUCACCUAUGAAACUUUAAAAUACAUAUCAAAAACACCAUGCAGGCACCAGAGUCCUGAGAUUGUCAGAGAAUUUCUUACAGCAAUGAAAAACCACAAGUUGACCAAAGCUGAAAAACUUCAGCUGCUCAAUCACAGGCCUAUGACUGCUGUGGAAAUCCAACUGAUGGUAGAAGAGAGUGAAGAAAGGCUCACAGAGGAGCAAAUUGAAGCUCUUCUUCACACUGUCACAAGCAUUCUACCUGCAGGACCAGAGGAUGAGCAGAAAACGACCAACAGUGAUGUUACAAUGGAUUGAAGAGGACCCAGUGUAGGAAGAGCCAUUAAUCCUACCUACCUCAUGAAUAAAAGGCCCAGCAG